AUGCGGCUUCACUCUUUGAAUACAUCCGAAUAUUUUAAAGAUCUGCACCCUUUUCCACGCAUCGAACUGAAAUUAAAACUUCAGCGGAAAGUCUCGGUCUUUAGAAAUCACACUGGUGAACACCAAUUUCGGGCAAGUAAGUGGAACACCUCAACAUGGGAAUUAUAUGCUCUCAUAAGAGAGUAUCUUUCUCUGAUCACUUGGUUAUUCACAUGGAGUUACCAUCAGCUAUGGACAAGAAAAUGGAAGGCGGCUGAAGAUAAAGCAAGGGCUACACUGUUUGGAUAUUAUGGUCUUAAUUUGGCUGUGCAUACAUUUCCUCCUAUUGCUUUGGCUAUUAUUCGAUCAUUCUACUUGAAUUUGAAGCCAAGGGAAUCAAUAAGAAGAAAAGGGAGGAAAUUGACUGCUGGCUUCUCAAAUCCAUUGGUUGUGAACACCCUUCUGGGUGUUUUGUCCACUCUAGAAAUACUAGCAGUCUUCCUCUUUAUCCUGUUCUUAGCUUGGAAUUUUUAUGCACACAUCUCAAAUGAUUUCAAGAACUUGAAGCCUGCUAAAUCACUAAUGCUGAAUUCAUGGCAACUCAAGUACCUAAAGGUGGAAACUCGGUUUGGUUUGCUAGCAGAAGUCUGCCUGGCUUUUCUUCUUUUCCCUAUAUUAAGAGGUCUGGGCUUAUUUCGGUUGCUUGGCAUCCAGUUUGAAGCUUCUGUAAGAUACCAUAUAUGGCUUGGGACUGCAAUGAUAUUUUUUGCCACGUUCCAUGGUGCAAGCACUUUGUUCAUUUGUGGGGUCGGCCACUUUAUCCAGGAGGAGAUAUGGGAAUGGCAGAAAACCGGGCGGAUAUACCUUGCUGGGGAGAUCUGUCUGGUCACAGGGUCAGUGAUUUGGAUCACUACAUCACUUCCUCAAAUAAGGAGAAAACAGUUUGAAAUAUUUUACUACACACACCAUCUCUACAUGGUUUUUCUGGUAUUCUUCUUGUUUCAUGCUGGAGACCGUCACUUCUACAUGGUUUUCCCUGGAAUUUUUCUGUUUGGCCUUGACAAGUUCCUUCUGAUCAUACAAUCUAGACCCGAAACAUGCAUUCUUUCGGCACGAAUCUUCCCCUCCAAAGCUAUAGAGCUUAUUCUACCAAAAGAUCCAGGGCCCAAGUAUAGACCAACCGGCAUUAUAUUUGUGAAGGUACCAAGUAUAUCCAAAUAUGAGUGGCAUUCAUUUAGCAUUACUUCCAGCUCUAGGUUUGAUGACAACACAAUAUCUAUAAUGAUCAAAUCCGAAGGAUCGUGGACAAGUUCUCUCUCCCAUAUGAUCCAAACUAGGCAAGAGUCAGAUGGCAAUCAAACGAAGUACAUACCUAUUGCAGUAGAAGGCCCUUAUGGAUCUGUCUCUAUGGACUUCCUAAGGUGCAUAAAAAGUUAA
Messenger RNA from Prunus mume (Japanese apricot), 1416 nucleotides. NCBI's taxonomy places the organism in Eukaryota, Viridiplantae, Streptophyta, Magnoliopsida, Rosales, Rosaceae. The record is from RefSeq and is a predicted model, not a curated record.